This is a messenger RNA of Anguilla anguilla (European eel), 2256 nucleotides long. It is a transcript of the gene ltb4r2b, whose product is annotated as leukotriene B4 receptor 2b. Gene Ontology annotation, molecular function: leukotriene receptor activity. NCBI's taxonomy places the organism in Eukaryota, Metazoa, Chordata, Actinopteri, Anguilliformes, Anguillidae. The transcript is spliced from 5 exons. Gene Ontology annotation, biological process: immune response; G protein-coupled receptor signaling pathway. The coding region runs from base 499 to 1692 and encodes 397 amino acids. Gene Ontology annotation, cellular component: membrane. The record is from RefSeq and is a predicted model, not a curated record.
AGAGGUUCAGAAGCAGAAACCCACAGACAGACUAACGGACACGGACUCUCAAACGGAGCGGACUCAGAACCGGGCCAGACUCACAGACGGUGCCGGGACCCAGAACCGGACCAGACUCACAGACAGAGAAGAGACACGCAGACAGACUCACAGACGGUGCCCGGACCCAGAACCGGACGAGACUCACCGAGCAGAGACUCACAGACAGACUAACGGACACGGAAUCUCAAACGGAGCGGACGCAGAACCGGGCCAGACUCACAGACGGUGCCGGGACCCAGAACCGAACAAGACUCACAGACAGAGCAGAGACUCACAGACAGACUAACGGACACAGAUUUUCAAACGGAGUGGACCCAGAGCCAGACAAUCUUCACAGACAGACUUACAGACGGAGCAGACUGAAAGCUAGACAGAGGCAACCAGGGCCCCAAAUACCCCUUUUUUCCCCUGACUCUGUCCUCUCCCCACGGACUGCGCACCCCAUCACACUGAUUGAUGGCCCCAAACGAUGCUGCCUACAACUCCACAGCUCGUCCCGUCCCCCUCUCCACACUCGCCUCUAACCCCCUGAUUCGGGCCUUCACCAAUUCCACCCCCACGGUGGAGCCCGAGGACCCCAGCACGGUGAGCAACGACACGUCCACGGCCGUGGGGGCCUUCAUCCUCAGCCUGGUCUUCCUCCUGGGCGUGCCGGGCAACCUCUUCAUCAUCUGGAGCAUCCUGGCGCGCGCGCGCAAAAAACGCUCCGUCACCACCCUCCUCAUCCUCAACCUGGCCUGCGCGGACGGCUGCCUGAUGGCGCUCACCAUCUUCUUCGUGGUCUACCUGGUCAAGCAGACCUGGGUGUUCGGCAACGGCAUGUGCAAGGCGCUCUUCUACCUGUGCAACGCCAACAUGUACGCCUCCAUCAUGCUGAUAACGCUGAUGAGCGUGCAGAGGCUGGUGGCGGUGGUGUGGCCGCGGCGCAUGAGCGCCCUCUCUGGCCGGAGGACCAUACUGCGCCUGCUGGCGGCCCUGUGGCUGCUGGUGCUGCUCAUUUCGGUGCCGGCGGUGGUGUUCCGGGAGGAGAGGGAGGACACCGGCGAGAACGGGAGGCACCGCCUGGUGUGCGCGGCCAAUCACACGCAUACCAAAGAACUGAUCUUCCAGUACACGUUCGAGACGGUGAUCGGCUUCGUGCUGCCGUACGGCGUGAUCGUGUUCAGCUACGUGCGCAUCCUGCACCGCCUCCGCCAGACCCGCUUCCGCCGCCGGAUCCGCAGCGAGAAGCUCAUCCUCGCCAUCGUCACCAUCUUCGGCCUGUUCUGGCUGCCGUACCACGUCAACAACAUGGUGCAGGUGGUUGCUGAACUUCUCCCACGCAAUUCACCUACGAGAGAAAGGCUGAAAAUUGUCUGCCAGUCCAGUCGGGCGGUGACGUCAUCGCUGGCGUUCAUGAGCAGCUGCGCGAACCCGGUGCUCUACACCUUCGCGGGGAAGGCCUACAUCCGGCGGGAGGGCCUGGGCUUCAUGGCGCGCCUGUUCGAGGCCACGGCGCUCACCUCCGCCACCAGGAGGACGGCCCACGCCAGCCGGGACAAGGAGGCGCUGGGCCUGCAGAGCCAGGACAAGGACAAGGAGUCCACCUCCCGCACCAGCACCCCGCCCGUCACCAGAGAGACCGCAGCUUUCGGCACUGAAUCCAAGUAGACCCGGCUCGUGACCGUAUGCCCGCCCUGUCCAAUCUAAGAAGUUCGGGGAUCGGGGAUUGGGGUACGCACGUGGUGGAAUGUUCCAGACUGCACUUUCGUCGUCAGGAUGUUUGAAUAGCAUUACCCACACACAGAACUCAGAUCUUAUUUCAAUAUUGCGGGGGGGGGACACUAACCACAAAAUACAAUUAGACACUAUCGGGGGGUGGGUAUUCAAUGUUUUCCCGAAGUUUGUGGGUUGGGCGUGUCUCUCCUGUACCCCCCCCCCCCCCUCAAAACACUUUCACAGAAAAGCACUUACUCUUAUGGGCCGUUGUGUGAUCAGUCUCAGUUCUGCAGCAUUAAGAGGUAGUACAAAUGCACUGUACAGUAUAUAUAGUACUUUAAAAGACAAAUUCUAAAGUAAUUUUCUACUGUUAAUUUUUUAAGUCAGAUUAAGUGAUAUAACUGUUUAUGUUUUCUUUUGGGAACAAUGUACAGACCUGUUUUAAUAUUUUUUUUAAUUGCAACAUUGUAUAAAACCGAUCAAUAAAACAGUUAUCGAACACUGAGCUAUUUCCUU